Molecule: messenger RNA, 996 nt
Organism: Danaus plexippus (monarch butterfly)
Lineage: Eukaryota; Metazoa; Arthropoda; Insecta; Lepidoptera; Nymphalidae
Gene: mRpL14
Product: large ribosomal subunit protein uL14m
Exons: 2
Coding region: 70-519 (149 amino acids)
Biological process (GO): translation
Cellular component (GO): ribosome; mitochondrion
Molecular function (GO): structural constituent of ribosome
Source: RefSeq, a predicted model, not a curated record
ACUAAACUAAGGUGUCAUUCGUAAACGUCAAAAACAUAACCUUAGUUUUUGAUAAAAUAAACAUCUAAAAUGUUUCGAAACUUAUUAAAUAGGUUUCAUCCAGUUCCAUCAUGUGCAUUUCACACGUCUUCAUGUUUGAACGAAGUUCAAUUAUUAACCCGACUAAGAGUAGUGGAUAAUUCUGAAAUCGGAAAGCGGGCUAUGGCCGAAGGCAAACCUCCCAAAGUUAUUUGUGUUUAUAAUAAAAAACGUGUAGGAUACAUCGGUGACCGAGUGAUGGUAGCCAUUAAAGGACAAAAGAAGAAAGGCAUACUCGUGGGGUUAAAACAAACACAAAAUAUCAAAGUACCCAAGUUUGAUAGCAACAAUGUAGUUUUAAUAGAUGACAAUGGAACUCCCCUCGGCACCAGGAUCCAUGUGCCCAUUCCCACAAUACUCCGCACCAUCCUCAAAGAGAAAACGCAUGCCAAGGGUGCAGACUACACCAAACUCCUCGGCAUCGCUACGAGAUUCGUCUAAAUUACUGUUAUACAAUUAGCUGCAUAGUGAUGUUUAAAUUAUGAAUACACUGGUUUAGUUUAAGAAACCUUUAUUUAUUUUGUAUAGUCUGUUGACCUUUGAUCCUUCCAUAAUUAUUCAUUGUUUGACAUCCAGCCGACUCGGCGAUUCUUUGAAGGGUUCACGGGAAGAAAUAAAAUGCACAAUGAAAUUGAAAAUUUAUUUAAACAUAAUCGGUUCUGGAGAGAACAGACUUAUAAAGACACGCUCUAGCCACCGAGUUAAGACGGACAACACAACAUCUACUCCAUACAAGUCAUACGAGAGGUCUGAGCUCUGACACAUCACUCACUGGCCGCUGCCGACGUCACCGCGGCCGCUCGGGAGCGGUUCCUCGACGGCGACGCUAAUGACGCCGUCGUUAUGUCACAUCACAUGACCCGCACGCUCCAUUGUUCGACUCGCGGUUGUUAAAAGCCACCAUUAAAAACAAAAUUA